This is a messenger RNA of Porites evermanni, 5198 nucleotides long. The record is from the annotation of a GenBank genome assembly. NCBI's taxonomy places the organism in Eukaryota, Metazoa, Cnidaria, Anthozoa, Scleractinia, Poritidae.
AUGGCAGAAGCUCGAUUGCUUUAUCCAAAGCUGGCCGUUUUCGGAGCCUCGGGACCGAGUGGGCAGGAAGUUGUUAAACAGGCUCUAGCAAAAGGUCAUUCAGUGACAGCAGUCGUAAGAAGCCCGGAUAAAUUCACGCUCAGGUAUUUUAAAUUGAGUCUUCGGGGGCACCUUGAUAUUAAAAUAACCGUCCAUCCGUAAAGAAAAGGUUCUGCUAAUCGUCUCAUGAUAGUUCAACAAACGUUCAUUGAGUUGAAGUAAGACUUAAUAUCACGAGUUUGACAUGUAACACAAAUGAAUGGUGACAGGCGCCUUGUGAUACAACAGCAAUGGUUGAAACGUCUUGGUCGUGCGGCUAAGUACAGCUAAGUUAAUUCCUUUAUGCAUGAACAGGGCUAGUGUAUUUUAGUUGGUUUGUUUGCUUUAAAAGCUGGUCAGAAUAUUGCGAUCCUUAUUUUGAUUUUUUCUCUAGGGUUGUCUUUUUUCCAAUCUUAAUCCAUUAGAAAAUUAGUAGCACCUUUUUUCUUGGUCUCUGAAGAAAAAAAACAUGCAAUUCUGUUUUGAGUGAUGUUUUCAACGGAUGAUUACGCUGGUCCGCCUUUAAGAGGAAUUGUCACCUUUAUUCAACCUUUAUUCAAAAUUAUCAAGACCUGCAACUCGGUACCUCUUGCUUUCCAGCAUUUUGCUAUAACUGAAAUUUGAAAUUUUUGUGGAAUUUUUGCUUUAGCCUCUUCUUUUAGGAGUAAAGAGGGUGUAAAAGGAUAAACAUCAAUCUCGUGUGGACUGUCGUGACAAAAAGACGAAUUUGCAUAUAUGGAAGCGUUUAACGAAAGAAAUGUAAAUAAUAAUUUACUAUGUACGGACAGAAGACUCUCUUUAGGAUCUGCGUAGACGCUAAUACGCAUAAUUUACUGAUGUGUAAAGUCGUCCGAUUUGUCAGUCGUCUCCACCCCCUAACCCCCCUAAUAUAACCCGUGGCCGGUUAAAGACAUUUCCGGCUAUGUACUUGUUUGAUGUAAAAAAUGGAUACGUGUUUUUGCGGUUUUUCAUCUUAAUAGACUGAUCAUGAUCACGUGCCUGUUCUUGGGCCGUAUCAGUUUGUUUACCUUUAAAGGUGACCGAGAAGUUUUAUUUUUUUUUGGUUAGUUGAUCUAAUCUAAAACAUCCAAUGUCUGGUGUUGGCCUUAUUCUGCGGUCUAAAGGCAAGGGCCAUCAGACUGAUUUUUUCUAAUGCCUGGUUCUCAUAUGCGGCGAAACUACCUGAGCCAUCGCUUCCACCUGGGAUACUGUUCCGACAAAUGAAAGGCCUGUAAUACAGCGACUCCUGGCCGGCUGUAUUAGGGUUAUAUUGCGGGCAGCUCUCCAUUUACGGCGAUCGAGUGAAGCCUGCUGCGAGAGGACGCGCGAGCCAGCGGCGAAGGUUCUCGCCCCGUAUCCGUUGGCGUGCCGCUCACGUGCGACUUGAGAGCUUGCUUGUAGGCUACAGUUUUAUGGCAGUUUAAGGUCGUUGGUGUGUAUAAACCAAUGUUAACUGAGUGACAUUAUUAAAUUUGCAGUCAUGAAAACCUAGAGGUUGUUAAGGGCGAUGUGUUCCAAGCAGAUUCCCUUAUUCCUAUUCUUGAGGGCAAGAAUGCUGUGAUGUCAUGCCUUGGAUUUCAUAGGGGAACUUUUUUCACCCCAACAACAUUGUACUCCAAGUCCAUAACGGAAAUAAUCACAGCCAUGGAAAGGUACUAACUAUUUAAUUAUCAGUGAAAUAACCUGCGUAUCAUAACCCUCCUUUCGGUAUUCAAAUGAUAUACGGAGUUCAUUUUAAUUUUUUGUAGCCAUUUAACUGUGAAACAAUUCUCUCACUGGACAAUUAUAUUUUUUCUAUUUUUAUCGGUUGCUGUUGUUGUUGUUAUUAUAACUUUAAGGGGCGAGUUUAUAAAAACUUCAGACUUUAAAUAGAUUGUAGGGUAUAUUUGUCGUCUAGCAUACUAAAAUCAGUCUCUCUCUCAGUUAGCGCUGUACAAUGUAGUACAACACAAGUUAAAUUUUCGCAUUUCUCGCCGUAAAAAUUUCAUGGCGAUUAUUUCAACUUACUAAACUGAUUAACUGGUCGCUAUCGUGAUUUCUUGAAACUCUCCGUAUUGAUAAAUCAUAUCCCACAUGUGACCCUGCAUGGGGCACGCAACGAUAGUUUCCUCCUAAAUGCAUUGAAAACACUUUUUGGAAUAUCCAGAGUACUUUUAGAUCGGCAGGAAUACAUUUCAAGUGGCACUACCAAAUAUUCAUCUGUUCGGUCAUCCUAAGACAACUUGACUUUACCGAUGAUUAGGAGAUCAUUAUUAUUUUGUCGAAAAUUUUAGAUGCUAUCUUAAGUUUUAACAAGGUGAGAAUUUUUCCGAUUUAUUCAUAUUUCCAUUAUACUUUCGAAUCCGAAGAGGUUAUUUUCCUUUUCCUGCGAACAAUAGACUAAACGUGGGGAAUAAAAUGUGAAAACAUGAAUCAAGCUUCAGAAAAUUGUAGGGAUAUAGUUAUUAUAUAUAGGUUCAAAUGUCUGGAACAGACAUCUUGAAAGCCGUUUGUUUCUCUUGACCUUGGUUCCAUAAAGCACAAAACCUUAGCCUAUUUCCGCUCCAAACAGUCUACACUCAAUCUGCACUCAAUUCCAGACCAAAAAGGGUACUUCUGUAAAAGGCGGGAAAUUUGGCGCGAAACUCACGCACCGCUGUGGCUUUUGACUGGACGUGUCAUUUUUCUCACACGUGAAAAAUCAUCGUUUGCGUUUCUGAUUGGACGUAUCAUUUUUUUUCACGCGUGAAGAAUAUCGUUGGCUUCUCUGAUUGGCUAGAACGUAUUUGCCUAUGAAAAUUUACGACAUAGCAUUUUGGUGAGUGUGGUAAUAAUAGAUAGCUUUCUGGGGGAUGCUCCGAGGAGUAGCUCUCUUGCGUAUCUCAGGUACUUUCUAACACUCUUAAGUGUUAUUUCCAGGAAUGGAAUUGAGAGACUGGUCUGUAUUACUGGAAUUUACACUCAGAACGACCCAGGCAAUCCCAGAUGGAUUACGAUGCUUAGACCGUUUAUGAGAUCCUUUAUUAACGACAUGGUUUUGAUGGAGAACACUGUUAUGCAGUCGAAUCUCAUCUACACUAUUAUGAGGCCUCCGAUCUUAACCAAUGGUAAGUGCCUUUUUGACAAGCCUCCCAUGCAGACGUUCUUGGUCUUGGUCACGCGUUCUUCUCCAACCAACAUUUGUUGGGUAGAAUAACGUGACGUCUACGUGGGAGGCUACCCUUUGACGUGAUGUUUGUUUUUAUUUGCGAUAUCUCUUCUUUAAUGAAUAUUUAGAGAGGCUGUGUCACGGCUGUCUUGUUCAAUUUGUUGAUAUUGCCGAUGACGAUUACUCGCUAUAUGGAACUUAGCGUUAGCGAAGAAAUUACUUGUAAAUGAGAAAAUCACAACUUCGCGUCAAAGAAAUAUGUCUCCCAAACAUCAUAUCAAGCGUUACAAACAACAAAAAUGAACUUUGAAAAACUUUGUAAACCAACAAGUUUUUAAAAAUCACAUUGCAAUCAAGUUGUCAUCUGUGCCGUUUUGUGUACUUGCUGUGUUAUUUAUACCAUCUUGUAAAGCUUUGAGCGGCUUUUUUCAUGUUUCACUCAAUUUGGUGAUAUUUUUUAUCGUUUGAACUUUAAGAACUGACUUUUGUGACGCAGCUUUUUUAAAUGAAUAAAGAUAUAGAUUAUUAAUGAACUGGGUAGAUAACAAUCUCAUUCAUUGGCCCUGGGUACCAUAAAAUAUAGCGACUUGGUAUUGAAUUUCUGGGUAACUGAUACGCUACUUUAGCAUCAGCAAAAGGUGCGUUCGUAUCAAUAGAAUUUCGGCUUAGAACACCUAAAACGUAACGAAAAGAGUUAACGCAACGUUUUGAUGUUGCCACGACAUCAUCAUCAAGUGACAAGAUAAAAAAAUUAGGCCGUGGUCAUUCUUUAGGGGCUUUCCAAUUGCCGAACAGUCGCGGAUCCAGGGGAGAGAGGCCCGGAGGGCCCGGGACCCGUCCCCCUUAUUUUUAGACCAAACUGAGGCCCGAAGGGCCGGAAAUUUGGGAGACCUGGCCCCCCACUUAUCUAAGGGUCUGGAUCUGGCACUGCCGAAUGACGAUGUUAAUCAAUACGUUGAUGAUAUUACUCCCUCAAAGGGGUCCUGUGAUGUAUAUAUGGUAAAAUGACGAACCUUAAACCAUGCAAUAGUUUGUAUUUUAAAGUAAAGAAAAGUUUCUUCAUUUCUUCAGGAGCUGCAACUGAUAAUUACAUGGUUGCCGAGGGCCAAUUCGUACCAAAGGCUUCUUCGUCAUUGUCGCGAGCAGAUUUAGCUCAUUUUAUGUUGAAGUCGUUGCAGUCAAAUGAAUGGGACAAGAAGGGUAUGGCGAUUGCUGGUGGGAAAUAAGACGAUGUGUGUAAAACGUUAAGAUACACUGUAGUAUUGAUGGAAAGAGGAAACGGCUAAAAUGCGUUUUAAAAAAGUUAGUGGUUAUAAACAGCCAUACAUUCACUUAUUUAACAAACGAAGAAGUAAAUGAUAAUUACAAAAAAGAUGAAAAUGGGCCAGUCCGAGUUCCAAAACCCCUUUUUUAAAUUAGGCUAAAUGCAAACCUUCCUUGUCAUAAUGACUUUUAUUUGCGUGAGAAUUUCAUUGAAAACUUCGCUCAUCCUACCCUUUUGCGAACGAGUCCUGAGAGCGUCUCUCGGAAAUGGCCCAUGAACUUGGCAAGACCUGAACAUUAGCAGCAGCCGUAGACAGCAAGAUAGCAAGAUAGUUAGAAAUACUUAAAGAUGUCCAGUAUACUCAUUAGCUUUUGCGAGGCUUAAACGNGGAGACCUGGCCCCCCACUUAUCUAAGGGUCUGGAUCUGGCACUGCCGAAUGACGAUGUUAAUCAAUACGUUGAUGAUAUUACUCCCUCAAAGGGGUCCUGUGAUGUAUAUAUGGUAAAAUGACGAACCUUAAACCAUGCAAUAGUUUGUAUUUUAAAGUAAAGAAAAGUUUCUUCAUUUCUUCAGGAGCUGCAACUGAUAAUUACAUGGUUGCCGAGGGCCAAUUCGUACCAAAGGCUUCUUCGUCAUUGUCGCGAGCAGAUUUAGCUCAUUUUAUGUUGAAGUCGUUGCAGUCAAAUGAAUGGGACAAGAAGGGUAUGGCGAUUGCUGGUGGGAAAUAA